CUGAUUUCGCCUUGAUAAUUAAUGAAGAUAAUUAAUGGUUCUUAAGACCACAAUUGUUCAUAUAAAUAAUAAAACUUGUAAAUAAUACCACACAAAAAUACGUAAACAAAGUCAAUGCUUUUUUUUGCAGGACAAUGUAAAUUGCAUUUCUUUACAUCACGCUUCGGUAGUUAUUUUGUAGUUAUUGGCACGCUAACUUUUUGUUCGAUUAGGCGGGUAGAAUGAGUCGAGGUCCGCUUACACACGCGUUAACUACACGCCACUUAACUAGAUUUGUAAUUUUAAAUGCUUUCGAAUAAUUGUGUUUUAUUUGCAUCCUGGAAUACACCCCAUUGAAGUUUUUUUGUGUAAUUUAAAAUGUUUAAGAACAAGUUACACAACGCAUGGAAGCCGUUUACUGUGGGAUUUUGUACUUGUGCAUUUCUUUUUUAUGUCGUUGUGGUGGUGUUGCGGACUAAAACGGAAAACGUGUACAGCUUAACAAACCCAAGAAGGAAUUGGGACCCAGUCGACUUGAAGGCAGAUGGACAAGCAUCUUCCGAUCAGAGAGUAAAUUCCACACCCACUGUCAGCGAUCGUAUUCGGCAGGUACUGAUACAUGGGAACGGCAGUUAUAAUUUGCACCCAGAUCUACGGAACAAGGAUUCUUUCUCGCAGUAUGGGCAAGAUAAGUACCUUAGCAAUCACUUUGGGUCGAAGAGAAAUGGGUUUUUUGUUGAAAUCGGAGCGUAUGACGGACAGUCUCUAUCAAACACAUUACUUUUUGAAAUGAAGAACAACUGGACGGGACUUUUGAUUGAAGCCAAUCCCCACAUGUUUUCUUACAUAGCUUCUGUAAACAGAAACUGUUAUGCUAUCAACUGUUGUCUUGGAUACACGAAUACGUCAUUGACAUUUACUAUCGCCGGUAUGAUUUCCAGUGCAGAUGCAGUCAUAACUGCACAACACAGGUAUAGAAUAAACAGCGAACGUGCCAAUUUUAAAAAUGACAAAACGUACAACACAGCCGUUACCGUUCAAUGUUACAGCCUCUUGGACAUUCUGGACGUGAUUGGGACGAGAAAGGUGGAUUACUUCUCACUGGAUGUUGAAGGCGCGGAAUUGUACAUCCUGGAGUCCAUUGAUUGGAACCAAAUUGACAUUGAUGUCUUCACCAUAGAAACGGAUCAACAUAGAGACAAAAUAAUGACGUUCAUGAAAGAUCACGGAUAUAGGUGGCUAACACACUUAAUUGGAGAUGAUAUUUUUAUUAAAGAACGAUUCUAAGAUGCUUCAUGACCGAUACUUUGGCAAAGCAUAUAAAAUACUAGUAAAUAACCGCUAUGAAAUUGUAUUAUCUUCUUAACUCAAGUGACCGUACUUAAAUUGAGAUUAUACGAUUUUUAAA
Dreissena polymorpha is the source of this 1387-nucleotide messenger RNA. RefSeq lists its product as uncharacterized. The coding region runs from base 358 to 1266 and encodes 302 amino acids. Lineage: Eukaryota; Metazoa; Mollusca; Bivalvia; Myida; Dreissenidae. The transcript has a single exon. The record is from RefSeq and is a predicted model, not a curated record.